CCACUUCAUGGUAGUCGUUGACUAUGAUCUCUUCCAUUUUGCUCUUUUGCUAACGCUCCGCCCUGAUUUCAAUGUCGUAACCCAUCAAUAACACUCGCAGAAAAUUCGAAAAUAAAAAAUUCGACUAUGACAUGUUCGAAAUACGAGCAAAACCCUCCUAAAUUUCCACGGUCAACGCUCGUCUAGCCGGUCCCUGCCCUCUAAUUCGAGUCUCUCUGAUCGAAUCACCGGAAUUAGCAUCUGGGUUCGGCAAUUCGUCGCCAUUUCUCAAAUGGGUCGUAAGCCAAAUGACCAAGAAUCCUCUCGUUCGACUCUUCUGAUCUUAAUUUUUGUCAGUCUGGUCUCCUGCGCCGCCGUGUAUACGUUUCUCCCUCUUUUGCUCAGAUUCAAUGGUGGCGAUCCUUCGAAACUUGAAUCGUUCACAGUGAUUAGAGAUGGGGAUGGCGGAAAUUUGGAAGGAAGGGAAGAGAAAUGUUGCAGGGGAAUCGAGAAUUUGGAGCUUUGGGGACCGGCUGUGAAGUGGGGUUCUGAAUUUAAGUUCAAUUCCUCCGAGCUAUGUUGUAAGGCUUGUAAAGCUAUGUGUAGUGGGAAUGAUGGGCCUUGCUUGUGUGAUACUUGGGUGUAUUGUGGAAAUCGAGAGGAAUGUGGUCCUAAAUAUGGUGAAUGCUGGCUGAAGAAACAGAAGGAUACGUUGGCUCCUGAUCGACAGGAAGGAGGGACGACAAGUAUUUGGACUUCUGGGAUUAUCUUUGGAAGAGGAGAGGGAAUCAUUGCGCUGGAAACAGAUUAUGGCACCCUUCAUAUCAAGCUCUUCCCUGACUGUGCUCCCCAUUCAGUUGCAUACAUUCUCGAGUUAUUGGGAUUACGACAUUGUGCUGGUUGUCACUUCUACCGUGCAGAGGGUAGAGGGCAAUCUUGGGACUUGAAAGGAAACCACAUCGAAAAUGCUCCUUUAGGUCCUCCUUUUGCACUUGUUCAAGGAACACUUGAAUCUCAAGGUAUUCAAUUUAAGAAGAUUCCCGCUGAAGUUUGCCCAUACAUAAAGCGCGGUUCGGUAGCGUGGGUUGGUUCUGGACCAGAAUUCUUCAUAAGUCUUGCAAACCACCAAGAAUGGAACAAAGUGUAUACUGUGUUCGGUUCAGUUCUCCCAGAAGACAUGGAAAUUGCAGAGAAAAUUGCCCGACUACCUACCAAGCCCGACGUUUGGAACAACUUCAAUGUCUCCGUGUUACAAAAACCCGUCUCGUUGCGGUUGAAUAGAAUGAAGAAGAGUCAUGGAGAUCUCAACGUGAAAUCAGAUUGAUACUUUUACUGCGUCAGUUUUUUUUUUUUUUUUUUUUUUUUUUUUUUUUUUUU
Messenger RNA from Benincasa hispida (wax gourd), 1356 nucleotides. RefSeq names its product peptidyl-prolyl cis-trans isomerase. Lineage: Eukaryota; Viridiplantae; Streptophyta; Magnoliopsida; Cucurbitales; Cucurbitaceae. Gene Ontology annotation, molecular function: peptidyl-prolyl cis-trans isomerase activity. Gene Ontology annotation, biological process: protein peptidyl-prolyl isomerization. The record is from RefSeq and is a predicted model, not a curated record.